Messenger RNA from Mustela lutreola (European mink), 1209 nucleotides. RefSeq names its product complement C1q B chain (gene C1QB). The transcript has 4 exons. Bases 309 to 1058 code for a protein of 249 amino acids. Gene Ontology annotation, molecular function: protein binding. Lineage: Eukaryota; Metazoa; Chordata; Mammalia; Carnivora; Mustelidae. The record is from RefSeq and is a predicted model, not a curated record.
CUGCUGGGCCCAGGGGAGGGGGCCGUCAGGGGAAGGCCCUUCCUGUCUCUGGGGACUGGAACUUCCGCUUCAGCCUGAGAGCAGCAGGCGCCUAGGUCCUGGUCCCACUGCUGCCCAGCCCAGCGGCAUCACCGGACUCCAGGUUCCCAGGGGGAGUGGCGAGCAGUGAGUAGUUAGCCCUGAGUGAAGCGAACCCUGUUUGUCAAGGAGGGGGUGGGACCACACACCCCACGAGAGACCGCGUUCCUCUCAGACUCCAUCUCACGGAAUCCUCUGCCCUGACAGGCGGUAGCUGAGACGGAGUGGUGAUGACGGCCCCGAGGGGCUGCGUUCUGGUGCUGCUGCUGCUCCUGAGUCUGUCGGGCGCCUCCUGGGCCCAGAGCAGCUGUACUGGACACGCGGCCAUCCCUGGCAUCCCGGGCAUCCCUGGUGCACCAGGCUCUAACGGCAAACCUGGGACCCCAGGGACAAAGGGAGAGAAAGGGCUGCCAGGGCUGGCUGGAGACCAUGGCGAGUUUGGGGAGAAGGGAGACCCAGGGAUGCCUGGGAAACCAGGCAAAGUAGGCCCCAAGGGCCCCAUUGGUCCCAAAGGUUCCCCAGGCCCCCCCGGACCCCGUGGCCCCAAGGGCGAGUCAGGGGACUAUAGGGCCACACAGAAAAUCGCCUUCUCUGCCACGAGGACCAUCAACAGCGUCCUGCGGCGGGAGCAGCCCAUCCGCUUCGACCACGUGAUCACCAACGAGAACCGCAACUACGAACCCCGCAGCGGCAAGUUCACCUGCACCGUGCCCGGCAUCUACUACUUCGCCUACCACGCCAGCUCGCGAGGGAACCUGUGCGUGAACCUCAUCCGGGGCCGGGAGCGCAUGGAGAAGGUGGUCACCUUCUGCGACUACGCCCAGAACACCUUCCAGGUCACCACGGGCGGUGUGGUCCUCAAGCUGAGCGAGGGGGAGAACGUGUUUCUGCAGGCCACAGACAAGAACGCCCUGCUGGGCUUGGAAGGUGCCAAUAGCAUCUUCUCUGGGUUCUUGCUCUUCCCAGACGCAGAGGUGUGAGCUGUGGGGCUGGCUGGCUCCCUCCCCAUCCCUUACCCCUGCCAGCAAGGCUCACUUGGACCCCCAUCCCCACCCCCACCAGACCGAAACGCACAGUAGGGCUCCGUGGAUGUUGCUGAAGGAAUGAGCAAAUAAACUUUCCAAGGCCAAA